Molecule: messenger RNA, 1146 nt
Organism: Megalops cyprinoides (Indo-Pacific tarpon)
Lineage: Eukaryota; Metazoa; Chordata; Actinopteri; Elopiformes; Megalopidae
Product: myozenin-2-like
Exons: 6
Coding region: 307-1125 (272 amino acids)
Cellular component (GO): Z disc; actin cytoskeleton
Molecular function (GO): actin binding; telethonin binding; FATZ binding
Source: RefSeq, a predicted model, not a curated record
GCCCCCUAAUCACUCCCGUCUGCCCAGUGUGCACACCCAGUGUGAGUGGUGGGAGUGUUUUUGGGGGGGUCUAUAUUUAGUGAAUUGAUGUAAGCUGCAUGCCAGUGACAGCAGGCACAGUGACGCCCCCCGAUUUGCCUCAGUACUGGGGACCGUGAGGACCUGGCCAGAUCUAACUACCCAGGUUGACCCCUGAGCUCCUUGCAUCCCCCUAAGGAUACAGGUAUAACAACAAAGAAGAGAGAACCUUUGCACAGGUACGGAAUUUCUCCAUCCAGGUGCUUCACUGAGCUCCCUGGGGUCACCAUGUCACUGCACACCAUGAUGUCAGCCCGAGAGAGGCAGUUGCAGGCAGCAGCCAUUUGUCAAGAGAUCCAUGGUGGUACUAGCGAUAAUGAAAUUGACCUGGGGAGGAAGAUGAACACCCCUAAAGACAUCAUGCUGGAGGAGCUGUCCCUAUCCAGCAACAGGGGAUCCCGCCUCUUCAAAAUGCGGCAGAAGCGGUCAGAGAAAUACACCUUCGAAAACAUCCAGAACGAGGCCAACAUGCAAAUGAAUAAUGGUGUAGCUCCUCCAGCUCCCAGUACUGAAACAGAGGAAAACAAAAAUGAUGGCGACAGUUUGGAAGUGGAUCAGUCCCCAAAAACACCACCCAACACACCUGACCCGAGGACACCUCCAAACCCAGAGAGCAUCGCUCCAGGUUAUGGAGGGCCCUUGAAGGACGUGCCUCAUGAGAAGUUUAACAGCACAGCUGUCCCCAGGUCCUACCACUCUCCCUGGAGUCAGGCCAUCAUUGCUGACCCCUCCCUGGCUGACACUUUGAUCUCUAAGAUACCUGUCCCUGAACCCAAGCCAGAGGGUCCAGAAUACAAGAGUUUUAACAGGGUUGCGACUCCUUUUGGUGGUUUUGACAAGGCUUCCAAGCUGAUUACAUACAAGGCGCCUGAGGCAGACCCGAACCAAACCACUGCCCUCCCCAAGAUUCCAGAGUUCCAGGACACUGUGCUCAAGCGGCCCACCUUCAACCGGACGGCCAUGGGCUGGGUAACAGAGGGCACCCCGCUCAUCCUUCCAACAGUGGACCUGGAGCACAUGAUGAUCCCAGAGUCUGAAGACCUCUAAACCAUUGACAUGAUUCAUUCA